GAAUGUUGUCAUUCAGCUAAUGAAUGGCAUGGUUCACAUGUGCGAAGGGUAAGGCUGCUGGUUUCGAUGUAUUACUUCGCUUUGGUAAAAAAGAAAUCGGUGUUUCGCUGAGAAACUUUUAUCUGAAAGAAUACGGAGACACUAAAACUCUAGGAAGGCUACGAACGGAACAAAAUGCAAAGAGAAGCAACGCAACAGUGAUAGACUCAAACUUCAGAUAUUGGGAAUUUACAAACCAGCCUUGUCGCUCUGAAUUGCACGAUAUGACUACUAAAGAGAGCACGGUGGUAGAGAAUUGCUCGCAGGAAGAAAGCUGUGUUGCAGACAUCCCCGUUAGGACAAAUUGUGGUAAACGUAAAAACGAAGAGACUGGAGAGCCAGCAACACAAGACAGCGCUAAAAAGCGAAAGAAACGCAGUAAACAGCGUUCUGGAGAACGGUACGUGCCACCUCCACAGAAACGCAACCCGGGUGUGAGUUUCAGCCAAGAACAUUUCGAAGAAACCUCGUAUUAUUUUGAAAAUGAACUGCGCAAAGUGUUUCCAUAUUACUAUGAUUUUCAGACGUAUUGCAAAGGACGAUGGGUCGGUAAAUCUCUCCUUGAAGUUUUCAAAAGUGAAUUUCGAUCCGAAUCUAUGGACUACUAUCACAAAGCAGUCAAAGCUGGCCGUAUUAGGUUGAAUCAAACACCCGUGGAUGACCUAAACAUAACACUAAAGAACAAUGACUUUAUGAGGAACACAGUGCAUCGCCAUGAGCCUCCUGUGAGUGGGAAGCCAUUGGAGGUUCUGGUAGAUGAUGGUGAAGUUGUGGUGGUAGAUAAGCCUGCAUCACUACCUGUGCAUCCCUGUGGCCGCUACCGACACAAUACAGUCAUCUUCAUUCUAGGGAAGGAAAAAGGUCUUAGUGGCCUCCACACAGUACACCGGCUGGACCGCCUCACUUCAGGUGUGUUGCUGUUUGCUCGUACGCUGGAGGUCUCCAAAAAGCUGGACGCGAUGGUUCGAGAGAGACAGUUGGAAAAAGAAUAUGUCUGUCGUGUGGAGGGAGAGUUUCCAGAGGGUGAAGUGGUCUGUGAGGAACCCAUACUGGUGGUGUCUUUUAAAGUGGGUCUUUGCAGAGUGGAUCCCAAAGGCAAAGAGUGCCGUACAGUCUUCCAGAGGCUGAACUAUAACGGACACUCUAGUGUCGUGCGUUGCCUGCCACUUACAGGACGUACUCAUCAGAUUCGGGUCCAUCUUCAGUAUCUCGGCUUUCCAAUUCUUAACGAUCCCAUCUAUGGAUCUUCUGCAUGGGGACCGAACAGAGCCAAAGGAGGGCUGGUGGAUAUGAGCAAUGAAGAGAUUCUAGAAGCCCUUAUAGAUGAGCAUCGUUCAAAGGAGAGUCUGCACUUGUUGGAUUUACCUGAUGAAAAGAUGGAAAAAGGAAAGCAAGGACCAAAGACGGAGAGUAGUGAUGGUGCACUUGAUCAAAAGUGCCUGCUUAAAAGUGUAACCGAGUCAAGUGACGGCGCAUGUGAUGGCAGUUCUUGUGAGGUGCCGUUGGUUGAAGAAAAAGACGUUUGCAAAAGCGGACCUACGUGUGAAACCGAAGCGGAGAAGAUUGAUUCUAAAAAAGAGGACUGUGUUGUAGACGAACACCCUAAAACGACAAAAUCGGAUGCUUUUGUUAGAGAUCAUUUAUGUGGUGAGUGCAAGAUCGUGCGGCCUGAUCCAGCAGAGAAAGAUUUGGUAAUGUUUCUACAUGCAUUGCGCUACAAAGGACCAGACUUUGAAUACUCUACCCGACUGCCUGACUGGGCUAAGGAGGACUGGGUUCAGGAUUAAACAUGUUAGAUUUAUGCAACAUUUUUCAUUUAAAACCACAGUGAAUGUAAUGAUGAGAAGCCACAAUUCUUUUGCUGUAUGUGUUCAGUGUGAUUUGAAAGUGGCUUCGUUUUAAUUUGCCAGAUUUUGGUGUUUUAGUUUGAAUAACUCAGUACUGUUGUGCCAGUCUUAGUUUAUUUAACUUCUAUACACUUUAAAAACAUUUUGACCCCAUUUUGACAUUUUGAGCACACAAUAAAAUAUUGAAUUUGUGGUAAUUGAACCUUGAUUGAUUUUUGACAAUUUCAUUUUCUAUUGAAGUACUAUAGUAAGUGCGGGUAGUUGCAAUCAAAAUAUGUCAUGCACGAUGUCCUGUUACGCAUAAAAAGCUUUUUAAUCAUCUCCAGUAUCAAGUUGUUUUAAUUAAAACCACCCCAGAAACUCACAGACAGACUUUAGUCUAACCCCAAUUAAAAAUACAUCUUUAUUGAACGGCUUUAUCAUAGUUAUCUUCAGACACAACGUGAAUUUGUUUUUUAUGCACAGGCUAUCAACAACAGAAGUACCACAGCAGCAAGAUUUUUAACACAGCUGCAUAAUUUCAGAUACAUUUUGGCACAAAUCAUUCUUGCUUUUUACAUUUUCAUUUUGGCACUGUGUUUUAUGAUGCUUUGAAAAAAUCUCUUGACCUUUAUGAAAUAAAUGGGAAUGAAUUUCUAAGAGAUAAUGUAGUUAUUUGCUAUUUUCUCGUGUUUCCUUUGCAGUAAAAUUGCAUUUUUGCAGUAAAAUUGCAUUUUGCUUUCAUAAUAGAUUUAACUGAUUUCUGUUAAAUGUACAAAUUUUCCAUUAAGGAUUUACAUAUUUGUGCACAUCACAAAACACUUGUUACA
Molecule: messenger RNA, 2695 nt
Organism: Triplophysa rosa
Lineage: Eukaryota; Metazoa; Chordata; Actinopteri; Cypriniformes; Nemacheilidae
Gene: rpusd2
Product: RNA pseudouridine synthase domain containing 2
Exons: 3
Coding region: 24-1826 (600 amino acids)
Biological process (GO): pseudouridine synthesis
Molecular function (GO): RNA binding; pseudouridine synthase activity
Source: RefSeq, a predicted model, not a curated record